Babjeviella inositovora NRRL Y-12698 is the source of this 2284-nucleotide messenger RNA. RefSeq lists its product as uncharacterized. NCBI's taxonomy places the organism in Eukaryota, Fungi, Ascomycota, Pichiomycetes, Serinales. The record is from RefSeq and is a predicted model, not a curated record. Bases 492 to 2147 code for a protein of 551 amino acids. The transcript has a single exon.
CUAAAGUGUCAUCACUAAGCCAUUUAUACUUAAUGAACUAUUUAUUGUUCACCGGUAUGUAUCCGAUGAUCUAGUUUAUUUGAAAUAUUAAUCAUAUUCAAGAAAAACAUAAAAUAUGGUAUUAGCACUGACGUCAUGUAGCUGCUCCUCCGCUAACCUGGCAUCUUGGUCGUUCGUAGCUCUGAGCGCCGUGUGCCAGAAUUCAGAAGGGACCCCAAUCUGAUAACGCGCCGUACGACGGUCGGGUACCGGCGCCAACCUUAUUCCUCGCUUCACACAUCUUCACUCUUUAUAACAUUUAAUCGCAGGUCUGAUCCUACUUUUCUUAUAGUAUCAUUCAACGGUAGCUAUUUUUAUCAGUCCAACCCACGUGGCUUUCUCCGACAGAAGAAAAGCGCACCGUUAUCAGUCAAACGUCAAUCCAAGCCUUUGCCGAUCAAUCAGAGAUUAGAACAGAACCCCCAGGAACCUCUUACCAAACUUACAAUACGAUGGGAUUCCUCAACAGAAGCAGCUCUAAGAACAGAGAGCCGGCCGACAAGCCGCCGACGGCACAGCUCAAACUGGUGUCCCUUGCUGACAACACCGACACCACGCCGUCCGACUCGGAUGAAGAGCCCGUCAAAAAGCAGUACCCAAAGGAACAGGUGCCUUCCCCGUUCACCUACCGCUCCAACAGUCCGUCACGAUAUGCUGCCAUUAAGGCCCAGAUUUUGGAGGACAUUGCGCAGGACGACGAGACCAACGCUAAUACGGCACUCAACUCGCAGAUAUUCAACGGCGAGAACGACGACAAGGCGCGUUUUUAUCAACUUCAGUCGGCAUCCAACUCAUCCGACUUGUUGAUCGACGAGCAGUCGCGGUUGUACUUUGACACGGAGUCGCGUGUGAGCUCUCCGCCACCUGGGACGGUUUCGCCAUCGGGCCGCAACCACUCGCACCACUUGGACGCCAUUGCGAAUUUGUCGUCGAUUGAUGCCAUCACGCUCAAGCAGGAACAGAAAAAGUCGGUUGCGGGCUUGCUUAACCACUCGCCGCUCCAGUCGACCUCAUCUCUCCAGUCGACCUCGUCACUCAAGUCGCCUGCGCUGGACGGCGUCGCGACCCCAAAAUAUGACCGCCGCAUCACCUUCGAUGCGAUCUCCGACCAGGCAUUGCUGAAAAACUUGUCGCUCACGUUGAAGUCGAAACACCCGCAGUUCCACUUCCACAGAGUCAACAAAACGUACCUUGUGGGCUUCGACAACCAACUGCCUGCCGUCAACGCGUUGAAGUGGGUUAUUAACGAUUCCUCGUCCAACGGGGACACGAUUGUCGUAUUGUGGGACUUGUACCAUGACAAUGACCCGAAGUCACACGCAAGGAAGCCGACGCAAACGACGAUCACCAGACCCGAGGCGGAGCGCAUCUUGGCCAAGAUUGAGAACUUGAACAUAAAGGGCAAGAGGUUGCAGUUUGUGCUUGAGAUAGUGUUGAAAGGCGACAGGCCCAAGGGAGAGAUUCAGAAGGCGAUUAUCGAGUACGACCCCGCAUAUUUGGUUGUUGGAACAUCCCAUCAGGUAAACAGUAGCCCCACCGCUAACUCCCAUAAGGAAUCACACACCAAGAUGUUUUGGAAGAACAACUCGUUAUCGAAACACUUCUUGGAGAGCUCCGCAUGUCCCUGUAUCGUCGUCCAGCCUAAUUACCAGGCGCUCCCGGAGGAACACUUCCAUGAUAUUAUCACGGAAGACUACUUUGCCAGACUCUUGGGCGAGAUACACAGACCAAAAAAGACUGCAGGGCGUGGUUUCUUAUCACGAUCCUCCUCCAGCACCAAUGUAGUGACGGUAGGCAGUGCGGAAAGAAGCAGCAGGUCCUCAAUAUCUUCCUCCAGACCAUCCAGUGCAUACUAUGAACAGUCCCCACUUUCUCCAGUGGGCUCCAACUCUGGAAAACCCGACGACGGGCUAGUCCCGGGGUCCAAAAACUCCAUCGCCCAACAACGUGGCAGACCCGCUCUAUCUUCUAGACCAUCAUCUGAGUUGUUCCUGAGCUUGGGCUCGCGCUCUAGAUCGCGGUCCACGCAGCCUGAGACCCAGCACCCGGCCGAACGCUCCUUCAGUCCUUUCAGAUCGAUUUUCCACAAGGGUUCACAUGCCAAUUAAUAGUUUGUGGUUAAAGAUGUAGGUAUCUAGCAUGGGGCAUUUGGCAUUAUUAUAGAUAUCCGAACCUGUCCAUUCGUCAGAACCUGCUCACUUAUUAUAAUCUUAUGAAACGCGUACUACAAUGCACGAGUACCAGA